This is a messenger RNA of Zea mays, 2909 nucleotides long. Its product is annotated as phosphatidylinositol 4-phosphate 5-kinase 6. The record is from RefSeq and is a predicted model, not a curated record. Gene Ontology annotation, cellular component: plasma membrane. Gene Ontology annotation, molecular function: 1-phosphatidylinositol-4-phosphate 5-kinase activity; ATP binding. The coding region runs from base 181 to 2397 and encodes 738 amino acids. NCBI's taxonomy places the organism in Eukaryota, Viridiplantae, Streptophyta, Magnoliopsida, Poales, Poaceae. The transcript has 8 exons. Gene Ontology annotation, biological process: phosphatidylinositol phosphate biosynthetic process.
CCACUCCUGACCCUCCAACGUUCCCUCCCUGGAAGUGGGCCGCCUCCCGAUCUCCCCACACCGACAAUGCUGCCGCGCCGCGCGCGGGCGCGCGGGCGCCGGCGCUGCUAGGAUCCUCGCGCGACCCCGCGCCACGCCGGCGAGAACCCCGACCACUACCCGGCGGGGCGAGGGCGACCAAUGCGCGAGCGCGCCCGGCACGCGACCCGGGUGUCACCGAUGCCGCCGCCCACGGGUGGCGAGGACCCCGAGGCCGACGCGGCGCCCUCCUGCAGUGGCUCAGCCGACGAAGCCGACCCCCACGAGCAGGUGCUCCCCAACGGCGACAUCUACACGGGCCAGUGGCGCGGCGCCGUGCCCCACGGCGCCGGCAAGUACCUCUGGGCGGACGGGUGCAUGUAUGAGGGCGAGUGGCGCCGCGGCAAGGCCACCGGCCGCGGCAGGUUCUCCUGGCCCUCGGGCGCCACCUACGAGGGCGAGUUCCUCGACGGCUUCAUGCACGGCGCCGGCACCUACGUUGGUGCCUCGGGGGACACCUACCGCGGCGUCUGGGCCAAGAACCUCGAGCAUGGCGCCGGCGAGAAACGCUACGCUAACGGCGACUGCUACGACGGCGAGUGGCGCGCGGGGCUCCCCGAUGGUUGCGGACGCUACGCCUGGCGCGACGGCACCGAGUACGCCGGCGGCUGGCGCGCUGGGCUCAUCCACGGCCGCGGCACGCUCGUCUGGGCCAAUGGCAAUCGCUACGAUGGCGGUUGGGAGGGCGGCCGACCCCGCGGGCAGGGCACGUUCCGCUGGGCCGACGGCAGCCUCUACGUUGGCUUCUGGGGCCGCGAGGCGCCCAGCGGCGCCGUCCACCAGAAGGGCGUUUACUACCCGUCCCCGGCGGCGAUGGGCAACUCCCCCCGGGCGCGCGACCCGAGGGAGGUGUUUGCACGUGACCUGCCGGAGUGCGUGCGCUCCGGAACCGAGGCCCAAUCAGCGCUCACGUCUCUGAGAUCCCUCAAAUGGCUGAUGCGGUCGGUCAGCGGGCGCGGCAGCUCGUCGUCUGGCUGGAGCAAUGGCUCGGGAGGCAGCCUCGUGCACUUCUGGGGGUCGGACGGGGAGGUCAAGUGCGACCUUGGGGACGACUGGAGACGGCGGAGCGUCAGAGAAGGGAGGGGGCUGCCACCACCGUCGCCCGCUCUGGUUCCAUACCUGCCCAACGGCGCGCCCCUGCGGUUGUCCAAGAAGCAGGGGGUGACCAUUGCCAAAGGGCAUAAGAACUAUGAGCUAAUGCUCAAUCUGCAGCUCGGGAUCAGGCAUGCAGUAGGAAGGCAAGGUCAAGUUUUAUUAGAUCUGAAAUCAUCAGCAUUUGAUCCAAAAGAGAAAGUGUGGACAAAAUUCCCUCCUGAAGGCUCAAAACAUACCCCUCCACACAAUUCUUGUGAUUUCAAAUGGAAGGAUUACUGCCCAAAGGUGUUCCGAACACUCCGUAAGCUGUUCAAGGUUGACCCAGCUGAUUAUAUGUUGUCCCUCUGUGGAGAUGAUGCUCUUCGUGAGCUCUCAUCCCCUGGUAAGAGUGGAAGCUUCUUUUACUUGACAAAUGAUGAUCGUUACAUGAUAAAAACAAUGAAGAAAGGUGAAGUGAAGAUGCUUUUGAGGAUGCUUCAAGCUUACUACAAUCAUGUCCGUGCAUUUGAGGAUACCUUAGUGACAAAGUUCUUUGGCCUACAUUGUGUGAAGUCUGGAUCACACCAGAAGAAGGUUCGUUUUGUGAUAAUGGGAAAUUUGUUCUGCUCUGAUCAUACUAUCCAUAGGCGAUUUGAUCUGAAAGGAUCAUCUCUUGGCCGUAUAACUGACAAGCCACCAGCAGAAAUUGAUGAGUAUACAACUCUGAAAGACCUUGAUCUUAACUUUAUCUUUCGGUUACAGAAACAAUGGUACCAAGAGUUUCAAAGGCAAGUGGACAAGGACUGUGAGUUCCUCGAGCAGGAGAAGAUUAUGGAUUACAGUCUAUUGGUGGGUGUACAUUUUAGAGGUGCCAUUGACAUUGAUGGUGACAAACCCGCAACACCUCGCGUUUCAAGAUGGGACAGAGAUCAUUUUCGUUCUGAUCCAAAUAGGUGGUCAAAAAUUAAGCUUGGAGCAAACAUGCUGUCAAGAGCUGAACUGACAAUCCGAAAGAACGACAGUGAUGUUUUUGGAGAGCCAACCGGGGAGUACUGUGACGUUAUCUUAUACUUCGGGAUUAUAGACAUACUUCAAGACUAUGAUAUUGGCAAAAGGCUAGAGCAUGCCUACAAAUCUUUUCAGUAUGAUUCGACGUCCAUUUCAGCGGUUGAUCCAAAACAGUAUUCCAGGCGCUUCAAAGAUUUCAUAUACAAAGCUUUCCAAGAAGAUAAACUAGACAGCUGAGAACAGUGCAUUGCGACAUUGGAUUUGGCAGGAAUUCGGCAGCUUCUUUAGGGAAAGGAGUCCGGGUGAUUGGGGUCGCUGGAGCACCUGGUGGCCCCACAGUUUCCAGGAAACAGAUUGGCCGUCAUGUACAUACUACAAAGCAACAUGCACAGAUACGGAGUCCAGUCAGUCAUUCACAAAGAGUAGGAAAUGUAACUUGCAGAAUCAAAUUAUACAUAGAAACAUGUAAUCGAAUGUCCCGAGCCGAGCCUUCAGGGGUUGUAAAUGCUCUUUGUUUCAGAGGAUACCAUUCUUGUCUUGUAUCGGUAGUCGUUACUUUCUUCGAUAGAAUUGGGGGCCAGUUUUGCCUUUGCACUUUCUUUUCUUUGAACAAAGCACGACGUACUGAGGUGCUUAUUUGAUUGAUAGAGGCACGUCACACCUGAGAAUAUUGUCAGCUGUACGAAAUCCUAAUCGACUCCGUUAACUUUUUUUUUCUGUACCAUUCCAGAGAACUCCGUACUUGCUAC